AUGUCUGACGAUGAUUUCAUGCUCGAGGACGACGAUGAGGAUUAUAACUUUGAUUAUGAAGACGAUGAGCAAGAAGAACCUGAUGUUGAUCUUGAAAAUAAAUAUUAUAAUGCAAAAGGUUUGACAGAAGAAUUAUUUAGGGGAUCUUUACAAAGAAAAACAAAUUUUUGUACGCCUAGAUCAGUUUAUGUGGGAAUAAAAGCUAUAAAUUAUAUGCUUGCUUAUUUAUUUUUUCCAGCUCGAAAAGAGGAUGAUCCUACCGGGGCAAUUAAAGAAUUUCAAAGUGUGGUAGAUACUGAACAAGAAAAAGCUGGAGAUUAUGAAUCGACGCUCAAUUACUAUAAACAACUCCUUUCCUACACAAAAUCGGCCGUAACAAGAAAUUAUAGCGAAAAGAGUAUUAAUAACAUAUUAGAUUUCAUUUCCUCAUCUCAAGACAUGACCUUUAUGGAAGAAUUCUAUUCCACAACUCUGAACGCAUUAGAAGAAGCAAAAAAUGAAAGGUUGUGGGUUAAGACUAAUUUAAAAUUGGCAAAACUCUGGCUUGAUCGAAAAGAAUAUACCAGAUUGAAUAAGAUAUUGCGUCAACUCCAUACAUCUUGUCAAAAAGAUGAUGGAACUGAUGAUCAACGCAAAGGAACUCAUUUAUUAGAAAUAUUUGCAUUGGAGAUUCAAAUGUACACGGAGACUAAGAAUAAUAAGAAAUUAAAGGCGUUAUAUCAACAAUGCCUUCAUGUAAAAUCAGCUAUUCCACAUCCACGCAUAAUGGGUGUUAUUCGAGAAUGUGGUGGUAAAAUGCACAUGGGAGAAAAGGAAUGGGAUAAAGCCCAAACAGAUUUCUUCGAAUCUUUCAAGAAUUAUGAUGAAGCUGGUAGUCCUCAGCGUAUACAAGUGUUGAAAUAUCUUGUCCUUGCUAACAUGUUGACCGAAUCACAAAUUAAUCCUUUUGAUUCUCAAGAAACAAAACCAUAUAAAAAUGAUCCUCAAAUUGUUGCUAUGACUAAUCUGGUUGGUGCAUAUCAACGCAAAGAAAUUAGAGAAUUCGAAAAAAUUUUGAGAGAUAACCGAGCAACAAUAAUGGAUGAUCUCUUCAUUCGAACAUAUAUCGAUGAUGUUCUUAAGAAUAUCCGAACACAAGUUCUUUUGCAUGUUGAAGAUCUUCUCGUAGGUCUUGUUUUGGACCAAAAAAUUAAAGGUCGCAUUGAUCAAGUGAAUCAACGACUGGAGUUAUAUAGACAGUCCUCGGACACUGAACGAUACAAUGCGAUUGACAAAUGGUCAAAUAAUGUUUCUACUUUGUACAAAACAUGCAUCAACAGGGUUUCAUAA
Messenger RNA from Diversispora eburnea, 1329 nucleotides. The record is from the annotation of a GenBank genome assembly. NCBI's taxonomy places the organism in Eukaryota, Fungi, Glomeromycota, Glomeromycetes, Diversisporales, Diversisporaceae.